CCUCGCCCGCGCUGCGCCGUCAAACCCGCCUCCAGCCACCGAAGCGCCCCACCGCAGCAACUCGUCGGUCGUCGUCGUCUCCGGCGUCCUCCUCCUUUUCCUCCCACCCUUUGCCAGUGUUGGAUUGGCGUGGAGUGGGGAUCCAUCCGGACUUGGGAUCGGUUCCUCUUGUUGUGUAUGCAAUGGCUACAAGUCUUGGUGUGGGAGAAUAUGCAGAACUGAAAGAUUUUGUGAUGGAUCCCAUUAACAACAAGGCUACCUUCAGAGGUUUGAAACUAUAUGUGAAAGAUCUUGACUCAAACACACUUCCUCCAUUUCUUUCCCGUGUCUGCGCCCCUGGCAAGCCAAGCUCGUAUUCUGUGGAGGAGAUCUUAUGCAUAUUUGAGACUGCAGCAGAAGUCCAUGGCCACAAUAUUGUACCGCACAUCGGACAGAUUGUUUCAAUGGUAAUUAGUAUUAUGGCAUCAGUUCCAAGGUCCUUGCACUGUGUUUGUUGCUCCAAGGUGGUUUGCACAUUAUCCCGCUAUGCCAUUGAUCCUUUGGGUAGAGAAGAAGAGAAAAGUGGGAUCAUUGACUCCCUUUGUCGUCCCUUAUCAGAUUGCUUGAUGAGCACUAACGAGAAUAUCUCUUCUUGUUCUGCUCUUUGUAUCACUGCUCUUGUCCAGUCCAACAAUUGGGAAUUCGCAUCUAAUGAGUUGGUUAAUGAUGUCUGCUUGAAGGUCUCAGGGGCUCUAGAGGAGGCUCACUGUCAGACUGUUGUGCACUUAAGCUUGGUGGUUGCUCUGUCAAAACAUAAUCCUUUGACACUUGAGCCAUAUGGGCGAUCAUUGAUAAGAUCAGGAUUACACAUAUUGGACGAUAGUACUAAAGCAAGCAAUUCUCAGAUGAUUAUGUCAUCCAUUCAAAUGAUACAUUCCAUCAUGAAAAGUUUGAAUGUGAGGAGUAUAUCUUCUGAGAUCAGUAGCAUUAUCCAUGCUUUGGAGCAAUGCCAAGAUGACUUCAUUCCAGAUAUCUGCACUGCAGCUUUUCAGGCAACUGAGACUGCUAAGCUACUUGGGAUGCAGGAAGAAUGUGGAAACCACAAAAAAUUUAGUCCGUUGGCAAACAGUAGUGGGAGGCAUAGCAGGAAGGGAUCAAAUUCUCCAGUUGAUGAUGUGGAUUUCAGAGACAGUGGUUCUAGUGGAUCUCCUUGUGAUUUGCAGUAUGUCCGAUCGUUUACUGGCUUUGAUUCUCAGCCAUCAGUGGGACAAUGCGUGGGUAUUCUAGGAAGUGCACGUGCAAGGCGGCGACUUUGGAGUAAUGGAUCUGACUCUUCACAUGGAAUGUCCAACGAUGAGUUUUCUCACACAGCUGCACCUGAUAGUCAUGAUGCUUUGGGAUUCAGAGGACAGUCUAAUUCUGUUGAUCUGGUUAAGUCAGGUAGGAGGUGCUCAGGUGUGUUGACAAGAAUUGGUGACCCAUGUCCUACGUGUUUAGCAACUAAUCAAUUCUCUCAGAUAUCCAGGCGACAAUCUUUAUCAGGUGAUAUUAGGAUGCAGUCAACUCCAAGGAAGCAGCUCCACUCUUUCACCUCCUGCAGAGAUUCAGAAAGAGAUGGCCGCCAAUUACCUGAAAGCCCAGCUUUUAGGCAGACACAGUGUUGUUUGGGACACUGUACGAAUCAUCUUUUGUUUCAGAAGAAUGGUGAAUUUGAGGAAAGAAAAGGGUACUGUAACUCAAUUCAGCAGGGCAACCAAUGGCUUGUGCAGAAUACAGACUUGUUGACUGAAGACCUGAAGUUCCCAACCAAUAGUGGCCAUUCUGAUAGUGCACGAACUCCAUGUGAAGAACAUCAAGCUGAGCAUGAGAAGAUGACUGGAAGGAACAAAAGAAAAGCAAACUGUUCUGGCAGUCCAUUCUUUGCUUUUGUCUGUGUUGUGGUGAUGAUUGCGUUCCUGUUAGCUUGGUGGAAGCAGGCUCCCAAUGAGCGCUAUAUUGUACCUACAUAACAUCUGUGAAUGGUGUAUGAUGUCAAACCUUUUAUAGAAAUGUAGCAGUAUACAUGAGAAUGGUGUAAAUCCUUUGUUACAACUUACAAGUGAAACAGCUGUUGAAAAGCAGUGGUAAUCAGUUGGAAUGCUGUC
Phragmites australis (common reed) is the source of this 2123-nucleotide messenger RNA. Its product is annotated as protein SINE1-like. The record is from RefSeq and is a predicted model, not a curated record. Gene Ontology annotation, cellular component: microtubule. Gene Ontology annotation, molecular function: microtubule binding. Bases 183 to 1988 code for a protein of 601 amino acids. The transcript is spliced from 3 exons. NCBI's taxonomy places the organism in Eukaryota, Viridiplantae, Streptophyta, Magnoliopsida, Poales, Poaceae.